AUGUCAUUGACAUUAAUGACAGAUGCCAUUUUUGAAUUAGUGAUUUCAAAACCUUUCUUGAAGAAAAAGGUGAGAUAUAAUUUUUUAAAAACUACUUUAUCAUUUUAUAAAAUAACAUUGAUGAAAAAGUAGACGAUGAAUAUUUGACUUUUCAAAAAUUGAAUAGAACCCGUUUUUGAAGAAAUCGAUAUAUUCCGAACAACCUGAACAAAUCUAGAAUGGAGGCUCUUAUUCCAGUCAUUAACAAAUUACAGGAUGUUUUCAAUACCGUUGGUUCGGAUGCUAUUCACUUACCGCAAAUUAUUGUUCUCGGUUCACAGAGUUCAGGAAAAAGCUCUGUAAUCGAGAGUCUGGUCGGUAAAUCAUUUCUACCUAGGGGAACUGGUAUUGUUACUAGAAGACCUUUAGUACUUCAAUUAGUUUAUUGUCCUAAGGAUGAUAGGGAACAUCGUAGUGCUAUUGAUGGUACUGUUGAAAUUGAAGAUUGGGGAGUUUUUCUUCAUGCUAAAGAUAAAAUUUUCAAAGAUUUUGAUAAAAUCAGACUUGAAAUUGAAGAGGAGACGAAUCGUAUAGCCGGUAGUAACAAGGGAAUAUGUCCAGAACCUAUAAAUUUAAAAAUCUAUUCGACCAAAGUAGUAAAUUUAACACUUGUUGAUUUACCAGGAAUAACAAAGGUUCCUGUUGGUGAUCAACCGCCAGAUAUCGAACAACAAAUUCGUGAAUUGGUUUUGAAAUAUAUUGCAAAUCCCAAUUCUAUAAUUUUAGCAGUAGUAACUGCUAAUACAGAUAUGGCAACAUCAGAAAGUUUAGCCAUAGCUAAAGAUGUUGAUCCUGACGGAAGGAGAACUUUGGCCGUUGUUACAAAACUAGAUCUCAUGGAUGCAGGAACCGAUGCUAUUGAUAUUCUAUGUGGAAGGGUAAUUCCUGUCAAGUUAGGAAUUAUUGGAGUUGUCAAUCGAUCACAGCAAGAUAUUAUGAAUAAUAAAACUAUCAAGGAUUCUUUAAAAGACGAGGCUACGUUUUUACAGAGUAAAUAUCCGACAUUAGCUGGAAGAAAUGGAACACCAUAUUUAGCGAAGACUUUGAACAGACUAUUGAUGCAUCAUAUUAGAGACUGUUUGCCAGAUUUAAAGACAAGAGUAAAUCUCAUGAUAUCCCAAUAUCAAUCGUUGUUGAGCUCCUACGGUGAAGAUAUAUCUGAUAAAAGUAAAACUUUAUUACAAAUUAUCACGAAAUUUGCAUCCGCGUAUUGUUCAACUAUUGAAGGGACCGCUAGAAAUAUAGAAACGACUGAAUUGUGCGGAGGUGCUAGAAUAUGUUAUAUUUUCCAUGAAACUUUCGGGAGAACUUUGGAUUCUAUACAUCCUUUAGCCGGACUUACCAAAAUGGAUAUUCUAACUGCUAUAAGAAAUGCUAAUGGACCCCGCCCUGCGCUUUUUGUACCAGAAGUCUCUUUUGAAUUAUUAGUAAAAAGGCAGAUAAGAAGAUUAGAAGAACCGUCUUUGCGCUGUGUUGAAUUAAUUCACGAAGAAAUGCAAAGAAUUAUACAGCAUUGUGGUAAUGAAGUACACCAAGAAAUGCUUAGGUUCCCGAAAUUGUAUGAAAAAAUAGUAGACGUAGUGACACAACUAUUAAGACGCAGGUUACCAACAACCAAUACCAUGGUUGAAAAUCUCGUCGCCAUAGAAUUAGCAUAUAUAAAUACGAAACAUCCUGAUUUUUAUAAGGAUAUUCAGAUGGUACCAACUGUAAUAAAAUCCUCCGGAGAAAGUAGUACUAGACCUUCGCGUCCAAAAAGUAUGUUUGGCAAAUACCAAGGAGACGCCCAAGGACUGGUGAGUAAGGCUAGAUCAUCAAGCAAUCCACAAUUAAACAACGAGGAUGACACUAAAGCUUGGACCGUGGCUACCAAUCAAAAUUCCAAUGAGAACGAUUUCAAUCCGGUUAAUAACCUACCAGAUAACGUUAAAGCUGAAGCUGAAUUGAGAAACGUACUAAGUCCCCAAAAGCCUGUCAAUUUAUUACCACAGGUUCCCGUAAACAGUAGUAGUUUCAGGAAAUUAUCUGAAAAUGAAGAACACGACUGUGAAAUUAUAGAAAGAUUAAUUAACACAUACUUCUAUAUUGUGAGAAAAUCUAUACAAGACACUGUACCCAAAGCAGUUAUGCAUUUCUUAGUGAAUUACGUGAAAGACAACUUGCAAUCCGAACUUGUAACUCACCUGUAUAAAGCUGACAACGCUGAUCAACUACUGGACGAGUCUGAACAUAUUGCUCAGAGACGUCGUGAAGCCGCUGAUAUGCUAAAAGCACUUCAGAGAGCAUCCCAUAUAAUAAGUGAAAUAAGAGAAACACACAUGUGGUAAUAAUGAAGAAUUAACUCAGUAGUUCAAGGAAGAAAGGAUAUAAAGAGAAAUUUUGAAGUGUCAUGUAACUAGUCAUGAUUUUCAUCAAUCGAUGUAACCAAAUACACAUUAUUAUUGUUGUUGUGCAGGUUCCCAUAAAUAUUUUAUGUAUUCACUUCCCAAACCAGUGACAUUGAUCGGUUGAAAUAUUUCAUUAAAUCGGGUCUGAAUGUUAUCUUACUUUGGAUCGAACUAAGGUCACAAUUAGGUGAUUACGAACAAGAUAACCUUCAAUAAAUUGAUAAGUAGAAAUGAUUUGAUAACAUAUUUAAUUAUAUUUAUGCUUUUAUAUAUUGUUAAUAAAAUAUAGUAAGGUAUUGAUUCAAGGAACCCUUUGUUUUAAGAAACUCACCAUAAAUUUGUCAUUAUUUUUAUGGGUAGUUUGAAUUUUUAAGUAAGAACAAAAAUUAGAUCAAUGUAAUUAAUUUUUAGUCCAAUUUCUUACAGAUUUGUACAACUUUGCUCAGUGCAGUAGAUAAACUUACACAAAUCUAGAAUCUCGUUGUGGAGGUGCAACUAUAUAUUUUUAUUUAAAUGGUUCAUAAAUUGUAUUUUAUCACUUUGAAUGAGUCAAAAAUUCAAUUUAGAAGAAAAUUGAGUCAAUAAAAUCAAUUUUUAAUCUUAUUAUCGACAAAAAAAUUGUAGAGCGUUUUAUUUCUUGAAAUUGUACAUUCCAGAAUGUCAGUUUAAAGAUUCUGCUCUAACUUUUCAUUUUUGUUGAUCAAAAAAUAUAUUUUAUCACUUGAAACGGUUCUAAAAUUUGAUCUAGAAGAAAAUUGAGUUAAUAAAAUUCAUUUUUAUUCCAAUCUCUAACCAUAUGAGCCAUAGAACUUUUUAAUAGGUGAAAUUACACAUUCUAGAAUAUUCAUGAGGAGAUUCUGCUAUAAAUAUUAAUUUUUAUUAUUCAAAAAUUGCAAUUUAAGUAUUGCAACUUUUAAAUUUUCAGUUCAGAACCAGAUUGGGCCCAAUUUUUUUUAUCAAACGUGUUGUACUUCUUAUUUGGCUUAUUAGGUAAAAUUACACAUUCUAUAAUCUCACUUUAUUAAAUCUACUAUCAAAUUCCAUUUCUAUUGUGCGUAUUUUAUUACUUGGAACGUUUCAAAAACUCGAUUUAUAAGAAAAUUGGUUUGAUAAAAUUAAUUUCCAAUCCAACUACCUACAAAAUGAGAUGUGGAAUUGUUAAUUCGAUCCAGUAAAUUAAAUUACCCACUCGAAACAUUAUUAUUCAUUCAUUUAAAUCAAAUAAAAUCAAUUCAUACAGAUUUAACGUAGAUACGUUAUGUAUAGAUUGAAUUUAUAUAGAUUCUACUCAUUUACAUUUAAUUCAUAUAAAUCCAAUUCGUAUUAAAUUUCCUGGUUGUGGAAGUGAAUUAAUAAAUUUUUAGGAUGUGUUUUCCUUCAAUUGUUGAAUAAUAUUAAACACAAGUAAAACUUACGUUAUUGUUAAACUGGAUAUACAGGGUGUUCCUAAAUUUAUGCUAUAAUUUAUAAUGAAUAUAUUUGAAUUUGAUAAUAACCGCGAUUGAAAUGUUGGUGAGCUGAUCCACUCGUUGGUCGAAUAUUUGAUAACUGCACAGGUUUAUUCGACUUUGUUGACUUGACGUAUAGUGUAUAACGGAGAUGAUCGAUACUAUCGACAGAGCUCUUCAAAUGCAGUGACAAGUUCGUAUGUUUUAGAAAGUGCAGUAGUUGUUCUCUGCUGCUCCAUUGUUUUUAUGUUUUUACUAUAAUCUGAAUAUCCAUAAAAAACAAUUUUAUUGAUAAUGUGUAAAAUGUAAAAGAAAUCCGCCUCCAAUAAUAAACGUUUACUAUCAGUUGACUUCAGAUAAUUUUCUGACCGCGCGCUCUACGCCCUCUAUCUCAAACACAGUUCAA
Messenger RNA from Diorhabda carinulata, 4280 nucleotides. RefSeq names its product dynamin-1-like protein (gene Drp1). Lineage: Eukaryota; Metazoa; Arthropoda; Insecta; Coleoptera; Chrysomelidae. The transcript has 11 exons. The record is from RefSeq and is a predicted model, not a curated record. Gene Ontology annotation, molecular function: microtubule binding; GTP binding; GTPase activity. Gene Ontology annotation, cellular component: microtubule; cytoplasm; mitochondrion. Gene Ontology annotation, biological process: mitochondrial fission. Bases 219 to 2366 code for a protein of 715 amino acids.